AUGUCUUCUCAAGUCGCCAAGGCCGCGCGCCGCGUGACGCACGAGCUUCACGGCGUCGUCGUUUCGGCUGGUCUCAUGGAAAAGACUGUCAAGGUCCGAGUUGGAGGUCAGAAGUGGAACAAGAUUGUCAACAAGUGGUUUGCCGACCCCAAGCACUACCUCGUCCACGACCCCAACUCCUCUCUCCGAACCGGCGAUGUUGUCGCUAUUGUCCCCGGCUGGCCGACUUCCCAACAUAAGCGCCACGUCAUCAAGCACAUUAUUGCUCCCUACGGUACCCCCAUUGAGGAGCGCCCACCCGUGCCAAGUUUGGAGGAAAGGAUAGCAGAGCGUGAAGCCAAGAAGGCCGCCAAGGACGAGCGGAGGGCAGCCAGGAGACAAGCCGAGGAGGAUACGCGACAAGAGGAGAAGAGAUUGGAACUUGAGAAGAAGGAGGUGAAGCGUAAGGCUUGGGAGGAAGCCCAGCAACAACGCAAACCCCAGACUUCAGCGAGCGAUGUCGACUAA
Fusarium falciforme is the source of this 507-nucleotide messenger RNA. RefSeq lists its product as hypothetical. Gene Ontology annotation, cellular component: ribosome; mitochondrion. Gene Ontology annotation, molecular function: structural constituent of ribosome. The record is from RefSeq and is a predicted model, not a curated record. Bases 1 to 507 code for a protein of 168 amino acids. The transcript is spliced from 2 exons. NCBI's taxonomy places the organism in Eukaryota, Fungi, Ascomycota, Sordariomycetes, Hypocreales, Nectriaceae. Gene Ontology annotation, biological process: translation.